CUUACUAGCUUUGUGGGCAUAAACCUAAGAAACUGCGUCUUCUCUCUCCCUCUCUCUCCCCAUAUCUCUAUGCUCUCGAACUUCAAAUCGCCCAGUUACAUCAAAAAAGACAUCUUCCUUUGACACCUGUCGUCUUCCUCUGCCAAAGCUGCGACUUCUCCCAUGUCACAUUGAGAUUCGACAGCGAUUCUUUCUCCUCUCUCUUCAGUCUUCCCCUCUAAUGCGCGGCUUCUUCUCACGUUCCAAAAGCAGUGUCUUCGAGGAAGGAGAACAGCUUCAACAAGCUAUCCCAUGGCGUCUCUUACUCCCGGGGUUCUGUCCAAGCUUCUGGAGAAUGCGGGAAACAAAAAUGUGAGGGUCACCGGCGAGCACCGUUCUGCUCUGCUUCAGGUGAUUGAGAUUGUGCCCUGUUUCGCUGGAGGGGACGAUCCCUGGCAGAGCAGAGGGUACUUCCUUAAAGUAUCCGACUCCAAGCACUCCGCGUACGUUUCUAUUUCCGACGAGGACGUGGAUUUGAUUUACAGCGACAAGAUCCAACUUGGUCAGUUCGUUUACGUUACUCGCCUCGACCUCGACUCUGCUUCCCCUGUUCCCGUUCUUUCCGGCUUGAAACCUGUUCCGAACAGAAGGCCCUGUGUUGGAAAUCCUGUAGAUUUGAACUCAAGUGACUCCCUUACUAUUGGUUCAAAUCUCGAUUUCAGAAAACCAAAGAAAGGAAGCAAGAAUGGAGUGAAGAAAAUGGUGGGUGUUGUUAAGUCGAAAGAGGGUUCGCCAUUGAAGAACAAUGGUUUGGAGAUGAGAAGGUUGAGCUUGGAUUCGGCUAGAAGGGCUUGGGAUCAGAGUCCAGGGACUCCCACUUCACGAUUCAAAUCGAAAUCUACCUCGACUUCAUCCAAUGUGAUUGACAAGAAGGCUUCUCUUAAAAAUGAUUCUCCACUCAAGCCUCCAACCCCAACUAUCUCACCCUUAAAGAACAAAAAUGAGAACUUUUCUCCAAAAUUAACUAGUACGCCUCAGCCACAAAGUACUAGGUUAUCGCCUUGUACGGGUAACGUUCGUGGCAAUCUUGUUAAGGUGCCUCUCAAUGUCAAGACUCAGUUUGAUCCAUCUACAACUUGGGAUAGCCUUCCUCCUAUUCUAUGUAACCUUGGAAAGAAAGUUGCAAGUCAUAAGAACAUUGCCUUUUUGGCUGCUGUACGUGCCCUUGAAGAAGCUUCAGCUUCAGAUACUGUGAUCCAAUGCAUGUGCGUCUUUACGGAACUCUGUCAGUCUUCUCAGACACUUUCUGCUGGAUCACUUGUGGAAAAGUUCCUGGACCUUCAUCUGAAUUUGCAGAGGGCAAGAAUGGUGCUUGAUCCUUUACUAAUGCUCACUCCUGAGAAAAAGCCAAGCGAAGAUGUGUUGUGCAAAGCUCCCAGUAAUAAGAAUGCUGUGACUUGGGUACAAGCUGCCUUGCAAACUAAUCUUUCCAAGUUCAAUCUUUUCAGGACACAAGCAAAAGCAGAGUCUUUGAAUGGUGAGAAAUGUCAUUAUAUUGUCAUUGAAAAUUCUCGUGAUGAAAUGAACACCGAAAACACUUCUCAGAGCAAGCAGAAGCCUACUACAACAGUUAAAAGAGUUCCUUCUUCGAAGAGGCAUCUGCAAGUAGCCAAGAGCAAGGAUGCCGAAAAGGUAGAUCAAGGGAGAGAAAGCAGAUUGAAAGAGGCAGCAAGUUUGGCCGAGAAACUACUCGUGGCUUCCCAGGAAUGGUUUUUGAAGUAUUUGGAGGAUUCUUUGGAUAGUGGAUUUGGGUUAAGAAGUGAGGAAGGAAGAAGUGAGAUAGCAUGCCUUCUUGGACAGCUCAAGAAGGUGAAUCACUGGUUAGAUGCUUUGGUUGGCGGCGGAGACAAAGUUGACGGUAGGGUAGAAAACCUUAGGAAAAGUUUAUAUGGAUUUCUGUUGGAGCGUGUUAAUUCUGCCAUUCCCUCUAGCAAGUAAUAAGCAAAUGUCCCAAAACCACACAUACUGACAUAGAUACAUAAUAUGGCGUGAAACAGCUUCUGCAACACGACCAAUUAUGUAGCGUAUCCGAUAUGAUACGGUGUCGCAUUUAAAGAAUUGGUUAUUCAUGAAGAGAACUUAUUGGACAAA
Molecule: messenger RNA, 2130 nt
Organism: Neltuma alba
Lineage: Eukaryota; Viridiplantae; Streptophyta; Magnoliopsida; Fabales; Fabaceae
Exons: 4
Coding region: 292-1977 (561 amino acids)
Source: RefSeq, a predicted model, not a curated record